AUGCCCGUUGACCAUUCUCCCGUCAAAGAAGUGGUUCCAGCGGCCAACGACAUGGAGGAAAGCCAAAGUUCCACCAUCAGAGAAUUUGGCUCCGUUCCAGACGUCACCAAAUUGAACCGUCAACGCACUCACCUGGAGUGGCAGCUUGACCGUCUAGAACAGAUGUUCGUCAAACACAGCACCGACGUUCACUCGCUGAAAACCAUAUUAGACCGAGUGAAGGUGCUUGCUUUGGACUACAAACAAUGGUACGACUCGAUCUUGGACGUUGUGAGCGACGACCAGGCUCAGGAGGCAAUCGAGCGAUAUGGCGUGUUUGACGACAGGGUAUUCGAUGAGCAGAAACCCACGACAGUCCCGGUGCGUGCAAGACUUCCCGAAAUCGUGCUACCACAUUUCGACGGAAAUAUUCGCGACUGGCCUGCCUUCCGUGACGCGUUUCAAUCACUGAUACAUUCGUCAGAACAGCUGACCGAAUGUGACAAGCUGCAUUACCUUGCUGCGUCGCUGACGAAGGACGCACGCGCGGUGAUCGACGCAUUGGAAAUUACAUCCAAAAACUACGACGUAGCCUGGAAGCUGUUGUCCGAGCGCUACGAGAACAAGUACGUCAUCGUGAAAACCACCGUUGAGGCGUUAUUCAACAUAUCGCCACUGAAGAGAGAAUGUGCAGAUUCUCUAAGCCGACUCGUCGACGACUUCGAGCGUAACCUACGAAUGCUCGAAAAAGAAGGCGAGAAACCAGAUGCACCAUCCAUGCUGCGACCAGUGCUGUGUAUAGUGUUGCGUACAACGAAAAAUAGAAAGCAACUAGUGCAGUCGAAAGGAUUGUGCUUCAACUGCCUUUCUCCAGCUCAUCGUUUACGACAGUGCACAUCUAGCGGAUGCAAGAUCUGCCAACAACGGCAUCAUACAUUGCUGCAAGAAGCAGCGCCAGCAACUGAGGCGUCGGAUGCUCCAUCCACGAGUUCUACCUGUCCUCCUCAGUCCCUUACCCACUGUUCCAUCCAGAUCGAAAACAGUGUUGUGUUGCUGCAAACCGUGCUGGUCCAGGUAGAGGACAAUCACGGACGAUGUCAUCUAGCACGUGCCUUGCUGGAUUCCGGAGCACAACUCAACAUCGUUACCGAGCGCCUUACUCAACGGCUGGGUGUGGCGAAACGGCGAGAGAAUCAUCGCAUCGGAGGAAUCGGAGAAGUUUCCGUGACGUCACAACAUUCGGCUGUGUUAAGGAUCCAUUCUUUAGACAGCGAAUACACAGCGUCCGGAAAGUUCCACGUACUCAGCAAGCUCACUCGUGAGCUCCCAUCAAGCCGUAUCAACACAAGCAGCUGGCAGAUACCUCGUCAAGUUCAGCUGGCCGAUCCUUCGUUUCACAGUCCUGGCCCGAUCGACCUCAUCAUCGGAGCAGAGCUGUACUACGACGUCGUUAAGGAGGGACUCAUCAAGCUAGCCCACGAAAGAGUGACACUCCAUAACACUGCUUUUGGUUGGGUGAUAGCAGGUAGAGUCAAUCUUCAUGCACCACCACCACCUUCAUCCAUCGUUGGACACGUCUGCAGUACGAGCAUCGAAGAGCAGCUGAACAAAUUCGGGGAGCUGGAGUCAUGCCGAGCCACCAGUACAUUAUCCGUCGAGGAGAGCAACUGUGAGAAACAGUUCGCAGCCACCACCACCAGAGACACCGACAGUCGAUUCAUCGUGCAGCUACCGAAACGAGAGGAGAAGCUGGCUCUUCUUGGGGAUUCGAAAGCGAUAGCCACACGCCGGUUCCUUGCCUUGGAACGUCGGCUAUCCUCGAAUGCCUCAUUGAAGACAGCUUACACACAAUUCAUCGAGGAGUAUGCAGAGCUUCAGCACAUGACAGAAGUACCCGAGAGCGAUGCUACAACUUCAUCACCAUCAUACUAUCUCCCACAUCACUGCAUCGUGCGACCAGAUAGUACCACCACUAAACUCCGAGUGGUUUUCGACGCUUCGUGUGCAUCAGACACCGGAACAUCUUUAAACGAUGCACUGAUGAUCGGACCCACUAUCCAAGACGACCUGAUGUCCAUUCUAUUGCGGUUUAGAAUGUCGAAAUUUGCCCUGGUAGCAGACAUCGAGAAGAUGUACCGGCAAAUCAACAUAGCUUCCAUCGAUCGUCCGCUGCAACGAAUCCUGUGGCGAAAUUCUCCAACCGAGCCGAUACGAACGUUCCAGCUCAACACCGUCACCUACGGCACAUCAUGUGCUCCGUAUUUGGCCACCAAAACCCUGCAAGUGCUAUCUCAGGUCAGAGCUAGCACCCAUCCCGAAGCGGCAACCAUCCUCGGACGAGACUUCUACAUGGACGACAUGCUGAGCGGCGUAAACAGCAUUCCCGAGGGUCAACGAGUAUGUCAGCAACUCAUCGAUCUCCUGGCUUCUGCUGGAUUCUGCUUGCGGAAAUGGGCCACCAACAACAGGCAGAUCUUCGAACAUCUGCCCCAGCAUCUGCAAGAUGAAAGGACGAUUCUCAACUUGGAUGCGAAGUCACCGAUCAUCAAGACACUCGGACUGAAGUGGAACGUUUCCACCGACGCUUUUGUGUUCAACAUCCCACGCUGGAACGCAGACAACAUCAUCACCAAACGAAACGCGCUUUCGGAUGUCGCGAAACUGUUCGACCCAAUCGGACUGGUUGGACCAGUUAUCAUCCAAGCCAAGCUGUUCCUUCAAGAGCUGUGGAGAUGUCAAAUCGCCUGGGACGAGCCGUUGACACCAGCACUACAAAACCGAUGGCUCCUGUUUCGCGAGAAGUUGGCCAUGCUGCAAACGAUCCACAUUCCACGCUGGCUCUUAUCCGAUCAACGAGCAACGAAUCUACAAAUGCAUUGCUUUUGUGAUGCAUCCGAGAAGGCGUACGGAGCGGCGAUUUACCUGCGUUCGACCAACACCGAUGGACGUGUGACAACCAACCUCAUCACUGCAAAAUCCAAGGUGGCACCACUAGCAGACUCCCCACUGCUACUGGCACACUCGUACGAGAAGGUGUCAGACGCCUUGAAGCUUCAGGCCGAGACCAUGUUUUGGUCUGACUCAACCAUCGUCCUGCAUUGGUUGUCAGCAACUCCGUCACGCUGGAAAACCUUCAUCGCUAACCGGGUGUCCGGGAUCCAACACAUCACUCACGGCAAGGAGUGGAGACACGUACCCGGAACGGACAAUCCUGCGGACAUCAUCUCCAGAGGAAUGGAUGCGGAUCAGCUGGAAACUUCAACCUUUUGGUGGCACGGACCAGACUGGCUGGCGCAACCAUCAGAGGAAUGGCCGAACACUCAUCAACCUCUACAGGCAGAAUUCACCACGGACGAAUUGGAGGAGCGACCAAUCUGCAUGGCUGCACAAUCCGUGGCUCCGAACGAACUUUUUAGCCUCCGUUCAACGUUCACCGGACUGCAACGUCUGGUUGCGUGGCUAAGAAGAUUCCGACACAACACAAAUCCUGCUAAUCAUCAACAACGCAGAUUGGAUCAUCAUCUCAGCUUAGAGGAACUAGCCGAAUCUACACUAUGUCUAGUUCGCCUCGCUCAAGCUGAAUCAUUCCCAGAAGACAUCAAGCAUCUAUCGAAAGGCGAUGCGGUCGGCAACAACUCACCUUUAAAACUACUAGCACCGUUUCUACAAGAUGGCCUGCUAUGA
This is a messenger RNA of Anopheles arabiensis, 3663 nucleotides long. RefSeq lists its product as uncharacterized. NCBI's taxonomy places the organism in Eukaryota, Metazoa, Arthropoda, Insecta, Diptera, Culicidae. Gene Ontology annotation, biological process: proteolysis. The coding region runs from base 1 to 3663 and encodes 1220 amino acids. The record is from RefSeq and is a predicted model, not a curated record. The transcript is spliced from 4 exons. Gene Ontology annotation, molecular function: aspartic-type endopeptidase activity.